AUGGACCAAAAUAUGCCUAUCGAAAAGGAAAAAGCUGAAUGGAAUGCUUCUGUGACUGAAGUUACUUCACAAAUCAAACCUCAAGCACGAAAACCACAUGAUCCAAACGUGACAUUGGAAGAGUAUGUCCAUUAUGCGAAACAAACACGAGAGUUGGAAAAAUCUUAUGAACCACCGAAAUUGGUUUGGAGGGAGCUCUUGAAAGGCAAAAAAGUGGUUGUGAAUGACGAUGGUGCUGGAAAGCAAGUCUCAAAUCUUGAUUUCUCAACCCAAGAAGCCCGCAUGAACAUUACUGAUGAAGAAUGGAUCAAUGCCAGUCGUGCAUUAAGGACUGCUUCUGUCGGAGCAUGCUUUUAUCUUAUCACAACCGAUAUUCUAGGUCCUUUCGGUGUAGCGUUUGCUUUGGGAACUCUAGGUUGGGGUCCGGGGAUCGCUUUGUUUACCGUCUUCGGGGUUCUGGCAGGAUAUAGUGGCUAUCUGCUUUGGAAAGUCUUCUUAGGUGUCGAUUCAUAUCAGUUUCCUUGUAUGAAUUAUGGCGAUGUCGCUUUUCGAACUUGGGGAAGGAUUACACGUCAUAUUACCAACUUCUUGCAAGGCAUUGCCCUACUACUUCUUCUCGGACAGGUAACAAUUCAAUAUGGUGAGAAUAUCUCUGCCAUGUCAAAGUUCAAUCUUUGUUACAUUAUUUGCCCGCUGUUGUUUGUUAUCGCUGGCUUCUUUUUAACUCAAAUUCGUACUUUAAAACAAUUGGGUAUCGUGGCAAACUUAUCAAUUUGGCUCAACAUUCUCGUCAUUCUACUGACCAUGGGAUAUGUAGCACAUUCUCCGCCGAAUUUCGCAAUUUCAGUCUUGGGUUCAGCAGGAAGCGCAGUCGAUCCGACUACAAUUACACCCGAUAAAGCUGGGAAUUAUCCUCCUGUUAUGCACUACAGCAAACUCCCUGUUGACGGUCUAGUCGGUUCUAUUAACGGUCUUUUGUCAGGAGUAUUGGCUUAUGCGGGAGCUCAAUUAUUUAUCGAAUUUAUGGCGGAAAUGAAGAGGCCAAAUGAUUUCAUCAAAGCAAUGUGGGGAGGUCAAUUAUUCAUCUAUACCGUGUAUAUGGUGUAUGGCUGCUUCGUCUAUUAUUAUCAAGGUCAAUACUCUUUCAAUCCUUCAUAUCUUGGCGUCAGUAAGUUUAGUUGGCAAACUUCGGCCAAUGCUAUCUCGCUAGUCUCUGCUUUGAUCGCUGCAGCUCUUUAUGGAAACAUUGGUAUCAAAGUAGUAUACAAUAACAUCUUUGUGGAUAUCUUUCACUCUCCUCCACUCGUUACCAGAAAUGGCAAGAUUAUCUAUGCAGCAUUGGUACCUAUUUGGUGGAGUAUUGCUUUUGUUAUCGCUGCUGCCAUUCCGGAUUAUUUCGGCUUCGUAAGCGUAAUGUCUGCUUCUUGUUUACUCAAUUUGACGUACACAUUACCUCCAUUUUUCGCUCUCGGCUAUGAUAUUCAACGGCAUGCAAUUCGUCAAGAAGAAGGUGAAGGAUUUGAUCCAAUCACAGGUCAAGCCAUCAGAAAUGACUCCGGUUUCAAGAGAUACGUUCGUGGCUUUAUGUCAGGUGGUCCUUUACAAGUCGCUCAAAACGUUUGGAACUUACUUUAUUUCCUUGCUAGUUUGUCAAUGUGUGGAUUAGGAAUGUACGCUGCUGUUGACGGUAUGAUUGAAGCUUUCAAAAUUCCUCAACUUACGUCUUUCUCUUGCAGAUCGCCUCUCGAUCUGAAUGCUUGAUACUACUGUAUACUUCUUUCAUUCUUUAUUUCUUUUGUCACAUUUUAGGCUUCACUUUUUCCCCUCAAUCAUACUUGUUUUCUUAUAAUUGCCUUUGAGGCCUAGCGCAGUUGAUCAGCACCAGACGUGAAACUCCGAAACUCCGAAACUCCGGAUGGACAUAUGUGUAGACAUAGCAGCGCAAAAGUUUAAUUUUAGGGUGCGACACUGAAAUACAUAGCUUUGUUUUAUAGAGAAACUUCUGGCUUAUCCUAUAUAAAACGUUGUUCGAUAAGUGUAUCAUGACCAAUUGCAAUCAACUUCCUUCAUCUUUUUCAACAGCAAAUUCCUCUUCUCUACGAUGACAAAAAAGGUCUUACAAUUUGUAUGUAUACCAGUUCAAUCACCUGUGGGAGUGAUAUGCUAACGUUUCUUACCCUUAGCUCGCCGA
This is a messenger RNA of Meira miltonrushii, 2191 nucleotides long. RefSeq lists its product as uncharacterized. Gene Ontology annotation, cellular component: vacuolar membrane. The record is from RefSeq and is a predicted model, not a curated record. The transcript has a single exon. Gene Ontology annotation, molecular function: amino acid transmembrane transporter activity. NCBI's taxonomy places the organism in Eukaryota, Fungi, Basidiomycota, Exobasidiomycetes, Exobasidiales, Brachybasidiaceae. Gene Ontology annotation, biological process: amino acid transmembrane transport. The coding region runs from base 1 to 1761 and encodes 586 amino acids.